AACUCGACUCAAUUUUUUCGUAAUCGAAACCCAUCAUUUAUCACAACUUCGACAAAAACGAGCCCUUAAACCCUCUUGAAUUUUGAGCAGAUUUCGAAGGAGAAGAAGAGUUCACUGUUGCCAUUACGCCAGAACUACCUUGCACCAAAAUCAUAACCGACAAAGCAUUGUAACAGUUCUCUUCUUUCUCUGGCUUCCAGCCAACAAUAUAUGGACUGGGCUUUCGUGCACAGAAUCUGGGAAAAAUGGGCAUCCAACAGUGUUGGUUCUCCAGGGCUUCCUCUAAAGGCUGCUCUGUUGAUUAAUUAUGACCCAACUGGACCUUCUCGCCUCCUAUCUACAAUUGUAGAGCAAGAAGCUGUAAAAGCAGAUCCAAUGGAAUUGAGUCAAUUUGUUAGUUUCGUCAAAAGAAACAAACUUCAGGCUGAGAGCUUCUUUAUCGGACAGAAUCAAUAUCUUGUCACAUCCAUUCAUGAGAGCUGGUUCAGUGCAAGAUGCAUGAACACCUCGAAAGCUGCUGGGGAAGGUGCUAUUGUGAUGCAGACUGCGGCAUUUCUCUUGGUUGGACUAUACGACGGUUCCAUUGGCUCAGCAUCUCGGGCUAUGGUGGCUGUUGAUCAGUUUGCAUUGCACAUUGAAGGUGCUUAUCCUUUCGAAGCAGGUCCUGGAGAUGCUGGGGUAUUGGCAGGUGCUGUGGAUGUUGGGUAUUAGUUGGUACUGGAAGGUAAGUCAUGAAGUUGUACCCACGGUACUGAUUCAGAUCUGCCAGGAGUCUUCUUUCACCUAGUCAAUUACUUGACCACCGACUGGGUGUAAUUUUACUUGAAUUGUAACUGACUACGCUACUGAGGUUCUGAUGCUAUCUGUAGCUGGAUGCAUUAGGUCCUUUUUGGAGGCAAAUACUUGUGUUGUCAAGUGAUCUCCCAACAGCUCAUUUGCACCUUGCUCGAAUGCAGGUUUGCAUUACCAGAUU
Molecule: messenger RNA, 973 nt
Organism: Coffea eugenioides
Lineage: Eukaryota; Viridiplantae; Streptophyta; Magnoliopsida; Gentianales; Rubiaceae
Exons: 7
Coding region: 211-711 (166 amino acids)
Molecular function (GO): actin binding
Source: RefSeq, a predicted model, not a curated record